Molecule: messenger RNA, 1938 nt
Organism: Brassica napus (rape)
Lineage: Eukaryota; Viridiplantae; Streptophyta; Magnoliopsida; Brassicales; Brassicaceae
Product: cell division cycle 20.2, cofactor of APC complex-like
Exons: 1
Coding region: 30-1349 (439 amino acids)
Biological process (GO): anaphase-promoting complex-dependent catabolic process; positive regulation of anaphase-promoting complex-dependent catabolic process; positive regulation of ubiquitin protein ligase activity
Cellular component (GO): anaphase-promoting complex
Molecular function (GO): anaphase-promoting complex binding; ubiquitin ligase activator activity; protein binding
Source: RefSeq, a predicted model, not a curated record
GGGCCCACAUCUUUCUAUAUUUGGUAAUAAUGAAUGCAGGUAUGAACUGGAAGGAACAUGGUCGGAAGAUUCCCAAGGAAAAUCUGGACAGAUUCAUACCGAACAGAUCAGCUAUGGAUUUCGACUUUGCUCAUCACGCCCUCACCGAAGCCCUAAUCGAAGCAAGAGACGGCAAAAAAAAAGAAGCGCGGGAGCUUUCACCCUCCAAAGAGGCUUACAGGAAGCGUUUGGCGGAAACGCUCGGUCUCAACCGCACCCGUAUUCUCGCCUUCAGGAACAAACCUCAACCUCCUCUCCACUCUCAUUAUCACUCUGCUUCUCUUCACCAACAACCUCUAAAGCCUCGCCGCCGACGCAUUCCUCAGUCUUGUAGCAAAGUCUUGGAUGCUCCUAACAUUCUUGACGACUUCUACCUCAACUUGCUUGACUGGGGUUCUCGUAACGUCUUAGCUAUUGCCUUGGGCCACACUCUUUGCCUCUGGGAUGCUUCUACCGGCUCUGUAUCCGAGUUCAUGACCAUUGAGGAAGACCAAGGACCCAUCACAAGCAUAAGCUGGGCACCUGAUGGUUCCCACGUUGCACUUGGCCUCAACAACUCUCAAGUCCAGCUUUGGGAUUCUUCAUCCAUCCGCAUGAUAAGAACUUUGAACGGUGUCCACCACUCUAGAGUAGGAUCACUUGCAUGGAACAAUCACAUCCUCACAACCGGAGGAAUGGACGGGAACAUUAUCAACAUCGAUGUCAGGAUCAGGUCGCAUGUUGUGGGAACUUACAGAGGUCACACUGGAGAGAUUUGUGGACUCAAGUGGUCAGGUUCUGGAAUGCAGCUUGCUAGUGGUGGCAACGAUAAUGUGGUUCACGUAUGGGAUCGCUCUUCUGCGUCUUCGAGAUGGCUGCACAGGCUUGAGGAACAUACUUCUGCCGUGAAAGCUCUUGCUUGGUGCCCCUUCCAAUCGAAUUUGCUUGCAACUGGUGGUGGUGGAACAGAUGGGGCGAUCAAGUUCUGGAACACUCACACCGGAGCUUGCUUGAACUCUGUAGACACAGGAUCCCAAGUGUGUGCUUUGUUGUGGAGCAAGAAUGACAGAGAGUUGCUUAGCUCACAUGGGUUUUCUCAGAACCACCUUGCACUUUGGAAGUACCCAUCCUUGGUGAAAAUGGCUGAGCUCACUGGCCAUGCAUCAAGAGUUCUGUAUAUGACACAGAGUCCUGAUGGCUCUACCGUUGCUUUAGCUGCAGGAGACGAGAGUUUGAGGUUUUGGGAUGUUUUUGGAAUGCCAGACACUGCCAAAAAACCUGAUCAGAAAGCAGCCCAUGAGCCAUUUUCUCCCGUGACUCGUAUCCGUUGAAACUGUCAUAACAACAAAGCCAUUAAUCGUUACAGAAUUUUUUUUUUCUUUCUUGUAUUUCCAAGUAAACUUUUCUAAUCAAAGUUGUUGAGUCAAACAUAUGUUUCAGUUGUCCAUAUCGUUUAACCUCGCUUCCUUAUUUGUUCGAGAUCAAACUUUGGUUACUGUAUGGAAAAAUAUAGUGCUUUGAAUAAAAGGAACGACAAUCAUACAUAGAUCAAAGUUGUCCACUAUAUUGUAUAUAGUAAACUUCCAAGCGAACUAGCCUCUCAAGAAACGAUUUCACGCUAACCUACUAAGGACAAAUCACUACAAAUUCGAGUGACAUAUUCUCAAACCACAUAAAGUUACCGUCUACAAAUGACUCCAGAUGCAAUGCAACAGUUUCCAAAAACAGGCAAAGGAGGCAGAGCGGAAUGGUAAAGUAUCAACAAGCAGUAUAGCCUAGCCUACUUUUGAAAUUUUAUUUGUUGUUGUUGCGGAAAGAUCAGAAAUGCCACAUAUUCAUUUUUCAAAGCUACAUGAUAUAAACAAAGGUCAAUAAAAAGAAUCCCAAAGGAUUCACCAUUGAUCAUCCAAUAAACAAAAA